Messenger RNA from Suillus plorans, 2256 nucleotides. RefSeq lists its product as uncharacterized. The record is from RefSeq and is a predicted model, not a curated record. Lineage: Eukaryota; Fungi; Basidiomycota; Agaricomycetes; Boletales; Suillaceae. The transcript is spliced from 10 exons. Bases 1 to 2256 code for a protein of 751 amino acids.
AUGUUCUCUGGCGGCGAUUCAGGCUCUCAUGUUUUUAAUGGCAUGUCUUUCCUUAAUACUGCUCAAAAGUCGACUCCUAGGUAUCAGAAUUCGCAAUGGGGAGGGGACUUUACUCCUUCCCCACUCGGGUCUUUGGGUUCUCCAUUAUCUGAAAGUCUGGAUCUAUUCAAUGACACAUCUCUGGCAGCAAUGCAACGGGUCACGCAGCCACCCUGCAACCCAUUUCAACAAGGCGCAUAUAUUUACAAAAACCAGCAACUCCAAUCAUUGCAUGAUCACUGCAAGACCUUGGAGAUGCAGAUAGUCAAGAUUACUGCUGAGCACGACACAAUACUGUCAAGUUUCCAACUGCUUGCAGGCACUGUACAGCUUCAUGAUGCAGAUCCCUUCAAGUUUAACACGACCUUCAUUUCACCAUCACGAGGAGAUCGGCCGAACUCUGAGACGCAUACCGACAUCAAAUUCUGGAAUAAAUCCGAAUAUCUUACAUGGCUCGAUUCACACGAGGCACAACUUGGCAACCGUGGUAAACUCCCUUACCUUGAGCAGGAGGAUGGCGACCCAGUGCAAGAUGACGAAAUUGAUGUGAUACACAAACUUUGCGGGGUGCAUUUUCUGAACUCAACAACCGGGGACUCGCUCCAAUGUGUUGGGACCCAUCCUAUCUUCAGGCUGGCCAACAACAGCUGGAAGCUGCAUUACCUCGCCAUGUCAUCCUAUCCCUCUUGGCAACGAAAUCACAUCGAGAAUGGUGCGAGUGAGAAUGGCAAGAAACGCAAGCAUUCAACGUCUUCCAUCAAGUUGGAGAUCAACGAGAAAAAAAUCAAGAUCGAUUCUUCAGUGUCUCCGAUCAUAGCAGACCCAGAAUUACCUGGAGCCAGUGCUUCGACAUCUCCUGCCACUGGAUCAUCUGGAUCGGACCCCACAGAACCUGUCUUGGAAUUGCCUGCAGCUGGUCCUUUGACAUCUCCUGCUGUAGAAUCACCUGGAUUAGACUCCACGGAACCUGUCCGAUUAGAGUUACCUACAGCUGGUCCUUCGACGUCUCUUGCCACAGAAUUGCCUGAGUUGGACCCCAAGGAACCUGUUUUAGACUCGGCUACAGCUGCCAGUGCUUCACCUUUGUCUCUCUUGCAAAAACUCAAUCAAGCAUUCGAAUCUUCUCCAUGUGCCGGCGCAUCCCUGCCUUUGCAACCACCUGUCCCGAAUUUUCCGCCAGUUGCUCCAUCUCCACUUGCACAGGAAAUCAAGAUUGUGAAUCCAUUAACUGCUAUCGCUCUUGCUGUGUCUCAAAUCAUUUUACCUCCACCGCCACCUGCUAAUCCAUCGCUCGAGUCUCCACCUGACACCACCAUCACUGUGAAGAAAGGUAAGAGCAGUGGGACCAAGAGCAGUACCAAGGGCAAGAUGUGUCCUAGCCAAACCAAAAAUGGACGGAACCUGUGCGCCUUACGUUGGUUAAAACAAACCAAGUUGAACGGCACGACCGAGGAGUUCAAUGCCUACUACAACUCCCUCACAUCAACACAACGCAUGGAAUAUGAUCAAGACACAGCGAAUUUGGUGGCAAGCAACGCAUGGAACAAGACUCACAACCAGUUCUCACUGGGACUGAUCAAUGAUGGUUCUGCUGCAGUUCUGAUUAAUGAAGCACUCACUCUGAAGCUCGGCCUACAUCAUAGGAAACUGCCGAAACCUGUCUCAUUCAAUGUCGCGCUUUCAGGAGAAAUGAAGGACUCCUUUGUAUUAUUGGAAUAUGUCAAUCUUUCAUGUACUUCUCUCGACUCUCGCUUUACUUCCCGCACUGUAUGUGCUAUCAUUGCGCCGCACCUCUGUAUGCCAUUGCUCCUUGGUGGGCCAUUCUUACAUCAUGACAAGGUCGUCAUCGACCAUGAUCUUCGUACUUGUAUCGCUAAGGAUGGUGGUUAUGAUCUUCUGAACCCACAGCCAACUAAAUGUAAGCCGUCGUUGACGCCAUCGCCUCUGAGGAUGCACGAACUUAGGAACGAGGUCGUGCGAGAACUCAAGUACAUUGUCAUAUCCCGUAUUCCGGACCUACAUCCGACAAUAUUCCCACGCCUCAUCCGGACCUUCGGACGCCCUAUCCAUGUCUCCAGUCCUCUACCCAUCCGGAUCCCUGCACCUCUGUACAUCCACAUCCGCACAUCCACAUCCAGAUCCCUUUACCUCCGUACAUCAGACCUCCAUACCUCUGCAGCUAGCCUGCAUCAUUCAUCCUUUGUCCUAUUGCCCUAA